Molecule: messenger RNA, 2856 nt
Organism: Hyalella azteca
Lineage: Eukaryota; Metazoa; Arthropoda; Malacostraca; Amphipoda; Hyalellidae
Product: longitudinals lacking protein, isoforms N/O/W/X/Y
Exons: 5
Coding region: 154-2622 (822 amino acids)
Biological process (GO): regulation of transcription by RNA polymerase II
Cellular component (GO): nucleus
Molecular function (GO): protein binding
Source: RefSeq, a predicted model, not a curated record
ACUGACAUUUGUUUGGCUCCAGUCACUUACAGUUCAUCUAUAACAUGGCGUCGCGAAGCGCCUGUCAUUUUUGUGCACUGUGCUUGUAAUCAUGUUACCAUCUUCAAAAUAUUUUUUAUUGUAAAGUGAAGUGUAUACUUGUAAAUUGCAACCAUGUCGUUAGGAGGCCUUCUCUCUCUGAAAUGGAAUAACCAUUGUUCGACUUUCCUCCAUAUUUUGUCUAAUCUGCACAGAAAGCAAAACUAUGAUGAUGCAACAGUUGCUUGUGAUGGCAAGCUUUACCCAGUACACAAGUUGGUCCUGUCAACAUGCAGUGAAUAUUUUGAAGAGAUGUUUGAAAAAACUCAUGGAAAACAUCCAGUUAUUGUGCUCAAAGACAUCAAGAAAGAGGUUUUUGAAGCUCUCCUUAAGUAUAUGUACAUUGGAGAGGUAAAUGUAGUCCAAGAAAAAUUAGCAGAACUGAUCAAUGCUGCUGAGUGUCUAAAAAUCAAAGGACUUGCUGUUCCUGAUGAGGAACCUGAACAACUGCAGCUUGGUACCAGAAACAAAAGCAACCAUCUCUCAAGCUACUCUAGCAACCAACAAAACAGUUCUGGAAACUACUUAAAUGAUGAGCAUCAGUCUGCAAACAGAAGUCUCAAAAAUACAUCCUCGAGUAAUUUCAGCAACAAAAGAAAAGAUUUUUCUAACCUCAGUAACAUUAAUACACCUCCUAGGAAAAUAAUCAGAGCUUCACCAAAUGUAGCUUCCAAAAAUGAUUUAGCUUAUGAUUCUCAGUCAAAACCUAUUCAAUCUUCUGAUCCACAAGAAAGUCCCAGUAGAGAAAGAAGAGGCAGUCUUGCAAGUCCACUGUCAUCAAGGUCUUCACUGGAUGAGAGACCUCCUCUCCCAACCCCAACCUCUGCUCCCAGCAAUGAAGAUGAAGAAAUUGCUGCUUGGCCUAUGGCAAUCAAAGAUGAGCCAACUGAUGAACCACAGUCUGAAGCAAACGAAGGAAGUGGUGCUUGUGCAACCGAGUUUUUGGACAGAAAUAAUGGUGACUGUAAGGAAGAUGAAGGUGGUGCUGGGUCUGCCGAGGAUGCCUUGCCUGCCCUACCUGACCCUGCAGGAGGAGAACCCAGUGGUGACUCUCAAGGAGCUGCACACAAAGACCCGAGUGAUUUAAUUGACUCAAAGGUUGAGGUUGGAGAUAUUGAAGAAGCUCCCGAUGAUUGGGAGAGCUCACUGCUCAACAAAGAUGAUGAAGGGCAGGAGGGGGAGGCGCUCACGAGCAUGCUUAGUGGCGACGACGCCAGCAACGCUGCCGCAGACACACCUACACCUGGGGGCAACGCUGCUUCCGAUGACGACUGCGUCAUUCUAUCCGCCAGGGAUGAGUCCGCGGAUCACCUCCUGACUGAGCCCAAGAGUCCCAGCCACUCUGAAGCCUAUGUCGACUCCUAUCGCUCGAGCGGCUCCAAACACGACGAUUUGGUUGACUUUACUGGAGCCGCUUCAACGUUGUGCAAGAAAUCACUUUUCCAUGACAUCUCUAACGAACCUUUGACGAUCGAGGCAUCGUCGUCCUUUGGUGGCAACUCGUCGGAAGGAUCCGCGUCGCUGGACGAGCUCAGAGCGCUGUGGUCAACAGGACCGACCUCGAACCCGGCGACGAACGUGAACUUCAGUGGCCGACCUUUAGGUUCUCUCGCGACGUCCCUUGAUACCGACCAACAUCGCAAGAUCAGCAGGUCGUCCUCUCGGGCAUCCAGCGACUCUGAUUCCACAACCGCCCGAGAUGCGGGCAUGGGUCCCAGAUACUCACAUUCCGGCGAUAUCCUUUCUCGCUCAACGGAGAUGGGAAGUGGAUACAUGAAGCUUCCUUCCGGACUGUACCGCUGCAACAUCUGCAGCUAUGAGGCCAUGUACGCGAGCGCUGUCAAGAUCCACCUCCGUAGCCACUCCGGGGAAAAGCCAUACAAAUGUCCCUAUUGUCCCUACAAAUCUACCACCAGUGGGAAUGUUAAGACCCACCUCCGCAAACAUACUGGGGAGACCCCAUUCGUGUGCAAUCUGUGCAAUUUCAAGGCCAAACAUAAAAUUACAUUAAAGACACACAUGGUAAACGUUCACCAAAUAACCAUAAACAGAUACUCUUCGUACGCCAGUAAUGCACCUGUACAAACAUUGAGCACUACGACGGAAAAACAACGCAGCUCUGGAAGCGAGCAACGCGGCUUACCUCAAAAUUUGGGUGGCUUGGUUGAUCCUAACCAGCAGGACUUGCAUCGUGUUUUCGACAGCAGCGCACUGCUGCGCCACCAGCAGCUGCAACAACAACUACCACGCAGCACCACCAGCAACAUGCUGCUACCACAACAUCUCCAACAACAUCAACAAUCUCACCAGCAGCGCCCAGACAUGAGAGGUCGAAGUGACAUGCACAUGUUUGCCGAGGACGAAACUUCCGAGCAGAUCGAGCGCACGCUGCAGGCGCUAGGGUCCUUUGCCGCCCCCGACUCCUCGGUGGCCGCGCCCCCCGCAGACUACGCCAGUUUCGCCUCGACGUCGGUGUCGUUGUCACGAGCUUCUGCCUCUAGUGACUCUGCCGAGACUGAGCCUCCGGAUAGAGAACAACAUUAAAUUUACUCGCUUAUGAUACUCAUUCAUAGUUCUCAAAAUACCAAUAUUAAAUAAUAAUGAACGGUCCUCGAAUGCUACUGAUGACCUUGUCGGACUUGGAUAGAGUUAUGAUUUUUGUCGACAUGGAUAUCAGCAGUGUUCAACAAUUUCCCCCUUAUUUCUCUGUGAACAAAUAUUUCCGAGGAGUUUUACCUUCUUACCCAACGAAAGAGCCUCUUCACAUCUCUCCUGUUC